Molecule: messenger RNA, 1358 nt
Organism: Phacochoerus africanus (Common warthog)
Lineage: Eukaryota; Metazoa; Chordata; Mammalia; Artiodactyla; Suidae
Product: tripartite motif-containing protein 77-like
Exons: 6
Coding region: 1-1353 (450 amino acids)
Molecular function (GO): zinc ion binding; protein binding
Source: RefSeq, a predicted model, not a curated record
AUGAAAUCUACUUCUGUGCAGUGUUUUCCCAGUGAGUUCAUCUGUUCCAUCUGCCAGGACUGUUUCACAGACCCUGUCACCAUUAACUGUGGGCACCGCUUUUGUACUCCCUGUCUCUGUCUCAUGUGGGAAGAUGCCCACACCCCUACUUGCUGCCCUGUGUGCAAGGCAAUAUCUCCAACAAUGGACUUCAAGAGCACUAUUUUGGCUAAGGAACAUAUUCUUCCUACCAGAAAAUCAGUUGUCUGCCAAUUACCUAGCUCUGCCAAGUGGAUGUGUCGGAAACACCAAGUGAUAAAGAACUACUUCUGUCAAACCAACAAGAGCCUGCUGUGUUUAUGCUGCUCUCAUUCCCCAGAACAUGCCACUCAUGUACACUAUCCAAUAAAGCAGGCUGCAGAGCACUGCAGGGAGAACCUUCUGAUUCAUAUGAAGUCUGUUUGGAAAAAGAAACAGGAAAAUCAGAGAAAUAUAAAAAAAGUGACCAGCAUAUUCAGAGUAUGGGAGGGUUUUGUAAAUCACCGGAUGAUGAUGAUAAGGGCAGAAUACCCGAAAGUAUGUCAAUAUCUCCAGGAAGAAAAGCGAAGGCAUUUAGAGAUCUUGGCAACUGAAGGCAAGAUUGUUUUUCAGCGACUCAGGGGGAAUGUAACCAGAAUGAUUCACAUGGGGAAACUCCUGAGAAGAAUAUACGGGGAGCUGAAGGAAAUGUGCCUUAAAGCAGAUGUGGAGAUGCUCCAGGAUGUAGGAGACAUAGUGAAAAGGAGUCAGUUAAUGCAGCAGCACGUGCCCCAACCUAUGGACCCACAGCUCAGUACUUGGAGCAUCCCCGGGAUGCUGGAAAGACUUAACAACUUCCAAGUGGAUGUUACUUUGGAUGAUAAAAUACAAAACUGUCACGUGGCUCUGAUUGAAGACAUGAGACGUUUGCGCUGCCGUCCUGACCAUGGAGACACGACCCGGAACCCAGCAAGUUCAGAGUAUACUCCUUCCUGGGGCGCUCAGACCUUCACCUCUGGCAAACAUUACUGGGAGGUGGAUGUGGGACUCUCUUGUAAUUGGAUUAUAGGUCUUUGCAAGGAAUCCUGGACCAGGAGGAAUGACAUGCUACUUAACUCAGAGGAUAUUUUUCUCCUUCUCUGUGUCAAAGUGGAUGACAAUUUCCAUCUCUUUUCUACUUCUCCGCUGCUACCCUACUAUAUUCAAAGACCCCAGGGCUGGAUAGGGGUGUUUUUAGAUUAUGAAUGUGGCAUAAUAAGCUUUAUUAAUGUUGCCAAAAGUUCCCUCAUUUGUAAUUUCCUCUCGUGCUCUUUCUCUUUCCCUCUCAGACCUUUCAUUUGGCGUGGACCCAAAUGAUCAGG